This is a messenger RNA of Bombina bombina (fire-bellied toad), 1897 nucleotides long. Its product is annotated as transcriptional regulator Myc-A-like. Gene Ontology annotation, molecular function: DNA-binding transcription factor activity, RNA polymerase II-specific; RNA polymerase II cis-regulatory region sequence-specific DNA binding; protein dimerization activity. Gene Ontology annotation, biological process: positive regulation of cell population proliferation; regulation of transcription by RNA polymerase II. The transcript is spliced from 3 exons. The record is from RefSeq and is a predicted model, not a curated record. NCBI's taxonomy places the organism in Eukaryota, Metazoa, Chordata, Amphibia, Anura, Bombinatoridae. The coding region runs from base 82 to 1653 and encodes 523 amino acids.
GGGUGUGUCAACUGAACUUUUAUUUUUCCCUCAUCCCAAGAAGAACAAAGUUCUCAACCUUUGGGAGAGUGAGCAGAGACAAUGGCUCUCGAUUCAUCUUCCCAGAGUCAGAACUAUGACUAUGACUCAAUGAAGCCGUAUUUCUACUUUGAGGAGGAACAGCAGCAGCACAGCAAAUUACAGCCUCCGGCCCCCAGUGAAGACAUCUGGAAGAAGUUUGAGCUCUUUACCACCCCACCAGUUUCUCCCAGUCACAUGUCCAGUCUUUCCAGCCUGGUUUCAUCCUCUGAAGACCAGUUAGAGAUGGUCACUGAGUUCCUGGGAGGGGAUAUAGUGAAUCCGAGCUUUAUACAUGGGCCUGAUGAUGAGACCUCGGUCAAGUCCAUAAUUAUACAGGAUUGUAUGUGGAGUGGCUUCUCAGCAGCAGCAGCAAAGUCGGAGAAAGCGGUCUCUGAAAAGCUUCCAUCUUACCAGCUAUCCAGGAAGGAGGGCUCCUUGUCUUCACACAACCAGCCUCAGCAGCAGAUCCUGCAGAAGACUUGCUCUGGCCAUGAAAGUCCAGUAAGGUCCAGUCAUAGCUACCUGCAGGACCCUAGUUCUGGCUGUAUUGCUCCAUCUGUGGUUUUUCCAUGCCCAGUCAGUGCGACAAUCUCAAAAGCCAACCCAACUCACCUGGUCAAAGACUUAACCAUGGACACUCCACCCAUCAGCAGUGACCGCAAUAGCAUUACUCCACCCUUCAGCAGUGACCGCAAUAGCAGUACUCCACCCAUCAGCAGUGACCGCAAUAGCAGUACUCCAUCCAUCAGCAGUGACCGCAAUAGCAGUACUCCACCCAUCAGCAGUGACCGCAAUAGCAGUACUCCACCCAUCAGCAGUGACCGCAAUAGCAGUACUCCACUCAUCAGCAGUGACAUCAAUAGCAGUACUCCACCCAUCAGCAGUAACAUCAACAGCAGUACUCCACCCAUCAGCAGUGACCGCAAUAGCAGUGACUCCGAACAAGAUGAUGAACCAGACCAUGAUGAAGGUAAAGAGGAGACUGAUGUUGUGACCUUAGAGAAAAGACAAUUGGCAUCAAAGAAAGCUGAAUUAAGCUCUUGUUCACAGAGAUCCCAACCUCACCGCAACUCAGCUUUGAAAAGAUGUCAUGUAUGCAAUGAUCAUCACAAUUAUACUGCACCUCCCUCUACCAAAGCCGAUUGCCCUUCCUCAAAAAGGACACGGUUAGAAAGCAAGACUAGCGUCCUCGAUCAGGUCAGUAACCACAGUAAAUGCACAAGCCCAAGGACACCAGGCCAGAAAAGGUCACAUAACGCAAGGUUAGAAAGCAAUACUAGAGUCCUCGAUCAGAUGAGCAACCACAGUAAAUGUACAAGCCCAAGGACACCAGGCCAGAAAACGUCACACAAUGUCUUGGAAAGACAAAGAAGGAAAGAGCUUAGGUUGAGUUUCAUUGCUCUCCGUGACCAGAUACCAGAAAUAGCAAACAACAAGAAAGCAUCAACACAUGUAAUCCUUAAAAAAGCAACAGAAUAUGUUCUUUCAAUGCGGGAAGAUCAGCGAUGGCUUUCAAGAGAAGUAGAUGAGCUGAGGAUUAGAAAUAAACAAUUAAAAGAAAAACUUAAUCAGCUAAGGAAGUUUAGUUUUUAAACUAGAACUUACCCAAAAGACUUAAUGAUGUGAUUGUUGUCUAAUGUUGGAAACCUCAAGACUUAAUGAUGUGAUUGUUGUCUCAUGUUGGAGACCUUAAGACUUAAUGAUGUGAUUGUUGACUCAUAUUGGAGACCUUAAGACUUAAUGAUGUGAUUGUUGACUCAUGUUGGAGACCUUAAGACUUAAUGAUGUGAUUGUUGUCUCAUGUUGGAGUCCUUAAUACUUAAAGAUGUGAUUGUUG